This is a messenger RNA of Rhododendron vialii, 2898 nucleotides long. RefSeq names its product type IV inositol polyphosphate 5-phosphatase 7-like. The transcript has 11 exons. NCBI's taxonomy places the organism in Eukaryota, Viridiplantae, Streptophyta, Magnoliopsida, Ericales, Ericaceae. Gene Ontology annotation, molecular function: inositol-polyphosphate 5-phosphatase activity; phosphatidylinositol-4,5-bisphosphate 5-phosphatase activity; phosphatidylinositol-3,4,5-trisphosphate 5-phosphatase activity. The coding region runs from base 425 to 2233 and encodes 602 amino acids. Gene Ontology annotation, biological process: phosphatidylinositol dephosphorylation. The record is from RefSeq and is a predicted model, not a curated record.
AACUUCCAGAACUCUAAUCUCUCACCUACACCCGUUAAAAGUGUCCUCUCGGUCUCUCCCUGACUAUUGAGUGGAGUAUUUUACUAUUUUCGUGGGUUUCCUUUCUCUUUUUACACAGAGGAUUACAAAAUAUUUCGAAAAAGGGAAAAGAGCCUUGUGUUGGGCGGAUUUCCCAUAAACUAGAAACUGCUGAUUCACUGUGAGAUUCUCUCGCAGUUUGAGAAGAAUAACGGAAUGCCCAUUUGGUGUUUGGUCUUAUAAUCAUCAAUUAUCUUGCUCAAUUAUGGUAACAAAUUUGAGAGUUGGAGGAGAAUUCCUUUUACGGGUCUGGGUUUUCCUUUCUUGCUGAUUCUGAGCGAAACCCAGAAAACUGUGGAAAGAUUAGAACUUGGAAGGAGAGCUGUAUGAAGAAGUGAUUGGAACAAUGAGAGAUGGGGAUUCAAAGAAAAGCAAGCUUUCAUGGUCAAAGAAACUGGUUAGGAAAUGGUUCAAUAUCAAGAGCAAAAAUGAGGAGUUUCAGUCUGAUGAAGUAGUUUAUGGGGGUAGUGAUGUGGAAUGGAGAAAUAGCUACUCAGAGAGGGAGCCAUGGACAAUCAAGAAAAGCAGAACAGAAAAUUUAAGCAGGAGCACGGAUCGCCUCCGGCGGGGGAGUGUUAAUCUCGAUCAUCCACAAGUUAUUAAUGUGCAUAACAAUAGCAUUUUUGUGGCUACUUGGAAUGUUGGAGGAAAAUCACCACCAAGUAAUUUGAAUCUAGAUGAUUUUCUCCAUUCAUCGCCUCCUGCAGACAUUUAUGUCCUUGGAUUUCAAGAGAUUGUUCCUCUGAAUGCCGGGAACAUUCUUGUUGCUGAAGAUAAUGGCCCUGCCAAAAAAUGGCUAUCCCUAAUCCAAAAAACACUGAACAAUCUUCCCGGAACUAGUGGAGGUAGCGGAUGCUAUACUCCUUCACCCAUCCCCAAUCCAGUUGUAGAAUCAGAUGCAGAUUUUGAGGGAUCAACUAGGCAGAAUAACUCCUUUUUCCACCGUCGGUCAUUCCAGACACCCUGCAGCUGGAGAGCCGAUCAAAGUGAUCCUUCAACCUCACAGCCUUGCCUUGAUAGGCGAUUCAGUGUUUGUGACCGGGUGAUUUUCGGUCACAGGCCAAGUGACUAUGAUCCCAGUUUCAGAUCAAGUCAUAGACCAAGUGAUGCUUCGUGGGGUCAUAGAACUAGUGACCUUUCUGUGGGUCACAGGCCAAGUGACUAUUCAAGAUGGGGUGGUUCAUCUGAUGAUGAGUAUGGGCCUGGGGAUUCACCGAGCAAUGUGGGAUUCUCGCCAAUGUUCAAUGCUGGGUAUGCACCAAUGUACAAUGCUGGAUAUGGACCCAUGUACAAUGCUGGAUAUGCACCAACGGAAGGUGGAUAUAGCGUGCCAGGGCAUUCAAGGUACUGCUUGGUUGCCAGCAAGCAAAUGGUUGGGGUUUUUCUCACAAUAUGGGUUAAGAGUGAUCUGAGAGAACAUGUCAGAAACAUGAAAGUAUCUUGUGUUGGCAGAGGAUUGAUGGGUUAUCUUGGAAAUAAGGGAUCCAUUUCAGUCAGCAUGUUGUUACAUCAAACGAGCUUUUGCUUUGUGUGUAGUCAUUUGACAUCCGGACAGAAGGAGGGGGAUGAACUGCGUAGGAACUCUGAUGUCAUGGAGAUUUUAAAGAAGACGAGGUUUCCACGAGUGCAUAGCCUUGGUGACGAUAAGUCCCCAGAAACAAUCCUUGAACACGAUCGAGUUAUUUGGCUGGGGGAUCUAAAUUACCGGAUAGCCCUUUCUCACCGGUCUGCUAAGGCACUCGUUGAGAUGCAAAACUGGAGGGCAUUGUUAGAGAAUGACCAGCUGAGGAUAGAGCAGAGAAGAGGGCGUGUUUUCCAUGAGUGGCAAGAAGGUCAGAUAUAUUUCCCACCAACAUACAAGUACUCAAAUAACUCAGAUAGAUACGCAGGGCACGAUAUGCGCCGGAAGGAAAAGAGACGAACGCCUGCAUGGUGUGAUCGGAUUUUGUGGUACGGAGGAGGGCUUCACCAACUAUCCUACGUCCGGGGAGAAUCUAAGUUCUCGGAUCACAGACCAGUUUAUAGCUUAUUUUGGGCGGAGGUUGAAUCUCCCCAAGGCCGUUCGAGGAACAACAUGAGUGGUUCUAGUUCCAGAGUUGCUGCAGAGGAGCUGUUACCAUACUCACAUGGAUACACUGAACUUUGCUUCUUCUGAGAUGUGGGAAGAAGUACAAAUAAUAAUACAUUAGAUUAGAAUGGAAUUGCUUUAGAGAAAUUCAGCUUUGAAGAAGGAUGAUGGGGACUUGUCCUUUGCUCGCUAACCGAAAAACGUCGGUCCUUCCCUUUUUCUUUCCCCAUGUUUUUUUAUUUGUAUCUCACUUCUUUUGUCUGAUUUUGUCCCUCUCCCUUUCCCUUAUCAGGUGUAUAUAAUUGCAAUUUUGCUGGCUAACUUCACAUUACCUGAAGCACAAUUUAAUCAACCUAGUGUAGAAUUCCCACGACGUUAAAGUUCUGUACAAGCAUUUUGCAGUCUCACAUAUCCUCAGGUACAUAAUCGCUGCCUCAAUCUUGGAAAUAACUAACUUCACCAGUGUAAUGCUGAAAUAGUCUUGGCUAUUUCUGUUUUGCAGGCUGAAUUCAAACAAGUGAAAAGAGGGUAAAAUCAGGAUUAGUGUUUUUUUCUUUGCCAGAGAUUCUCUGUCUGUUUGAGAAGGCAAAGAGAGUGUCAAAAUGACUCUUUGUAAGCUGCCUUUUUUGUUUUUGAAGGUGAAGGGUACAAAAAAAACUGAUGUAUACUCAAAAGGCUAGAGUAUAUCAGCAACCCACUUGUUUUGUUGUUGACAAUGAUUUUUUUUCUGAAAAGAGUUGUUUUCUUGAUUA